GGAGGAGAUUGUUGACAGAAGUGGACCUUCAGUUGCAGAGUGCAGUCCAUUCACAUAGUUACCCCCAGAGGUGUCUCCCCUCAUUUCCGACAACAUGCUGCAUCUGUUGGUCGCUUUACUCUACACAGGUUUUCUCUUGAAAUCUACUAGUCAAGAACUAAGCGUGGACCCUGACCCUGAUGAUGAGUUUACUGAAGAAGACAAGAUAAUAUCCUGUCCAAUGACCAUCUCCAUUCUUGGUGGAGGCACUGUCUCCUACUCAGAAGAAGGCAAAGUUGGAAGCAUGCUGACCUACCACUGCCCACCAGGACACUAUCCUUAUCCAACCAUAUCCAGAUUCUGUCAAGCCAUUGGCCAGUGGAGUGCAAUGACAUCACCAGUGGGUCAAAGAGUCAAAAAUGCUUCAUGCAGAAAAAUCACAUGUCCACCUCAGCUUGAGUUUGAAAAUGGAGAUUUUCAGCCUCACAAAGGCAGUUUUCAAGAAGGAGAGACUCUACAUUUUAUGUGUCACUCUGGAUAUACACUACGAGGGUCACCAGUGAGGAAUUGCACUGCUGAUGGCAAAUGGACUGGUACUAUACCGAUCUGUGAUGAUGGCGCAAGUGAUUGUCCAAACCCUGGAAUCCCCACUGGUGCAAUAAAGACAGGAUCUCACUACCGAAUUAACGACAAGGUCCAGUACCGCUGUCAGACAGGUCUCCUUUUGUUUGGCUCCAGUGAGAGGGUGUGCCUAGAGUCACUAGAAUGGAGCGGAUCCCAGCCUUACUGUUACUCACAGUUCACAUUUCACUCUACAAAAGAUGUUAUAUCUUCUUUUGGGGCAUCCCUUUCAGCUGUGAUGGAGGUUGCUUCAGAUGAUAAGAAGCCACAAAAGAAACAAUUUGGGCGGACUAUUAAAAUUGAGAAAGAUGGUAAACUGAAUAUCUAUAUCCUGCUGGACACUUCUGGGAGCAUCACACGCAAAGACUUUGAAGAAGCUAAGUCAACAGUAAUACAACUAAUUGAAAAGCUUGAAAGUUAUGAUGUUGUCCUAAAUUAUGAAGUAAUAUCAUAUGCCUCUAAGGCGAUUGAAAUUGUAUCUCUGCAAUAUCCUGAGCAAAGCAGUGAUGUUGAAUCUGUACUGUACCUUCUCACUAAUUUCCAACCUUCAGACCAUAAUGAGACCGGAACCAACCUCUAUGCAGCUUUAGACAAAGCUUACAACAUGAUGGUAUUCCAAAGGGCAAAACAAGCAGAUCAUUUUCAGAAGACGCGUCAUGUCUUCAUCAUCUUAACAGAUGGCAAGUCAAAUACCGGAGGAAACCCUGUUCAUGUGCUGAAGAAAAUCGAGUACUUGCUGGGAAUCCAUUCAGAGCCAGGCCGACAGGAUUAUUUGGAUGUUUACGUAUUUGGCAUUGGACCAGGUGCAGACAGGCCUCAGCUUCAGUCUAUUGCUUCCAGCAAGGAUAAAGAACAACACGUGUUUUUACUGAAGGACAUCAAGGACUUGAAGGAGGUGUUUGACCAAAUUAUCACGGAUACAAAUGCAAAUAUGUGUGGGAUCUCCCAGGAGAAGGAUAUGGACGGAAAGCCUGGAAACAGGACACAUCCCUGGCACGUUGAAGUUAAAGUAACUAGUGCAUCACACAGAGACAAUUGUAAAGGAUCCAUCUUGACAAACUCAUGGAUUUUGACAGCAGCACACUGCUUUACUGACCAACAUCUUAGGCGUCCUGAAACAGUCACAGUUUUAUAUGGUGCCAGUAGCGGCAAAGCUAAGAAUAUCCUCAUACACCCUAAGUACAACAUUGUUGGAUUGCGAAGCAAAAAUAUCACAGAUUUUUAUGACUAUGACAUUGCAUUGAUAAAAAUGGAGAACAACAUCACAAUUUCUGAGGAUGCCAGGCCAAUCUGUCUUCCUUGUACAAAGGAUGCUACAAGAGCAUUAAGAAAUCCACAAGUGACAAGUUGUGAAGAGCAUGAAAAAGAGUUUUUUAAGCUUGAAGAAAUUCCAGCAUUUUUCAUUUCCAAACAAAUUAUUGACAAGAAAGAUGUGACAAAUAAGAAGAGUGUGUACAUUAAGCACGGCCAUAAGAAACUCUCUUGUGAUACUGCAGCGAAAGAUGCACAGGGUUAUGAGAAAGUAACUGAGGUGUCUGAGGUUGUGACAGACCGAUUCUUGUGCACAGGAGGUUCGCAGCAAUAUAAAGAAUCUAUCACGUGCAAAGGAGAUUCAGGUGGGUCACUCUUCGUCCAGAAAAAGAGGCGAUUCUUUCAGUUGGGAGUCAUCAGCUGGGGCACAGUGAAUGAUUGCAAGCAGCGGGAUGAACCUCCUUCUGGUGCCCGGGACUUUCAUAUCAACAUCUUAAAAGUGCUGCCGUGGCUAAAGGCACACCUUGCAAAAGACAUUGAAUUUACAGAUUUGCCAGCCCAUUCAUAAACACUAAAGUGGAAGAACUGGCUUAUAUCAAUUUUAUUUUGGAAAAUUAAAAAUGUAAACGUAGCUUUUAA
Erpetoichthys calabaricus (reedfish) is the source of this 2490-nucleotide messenger RNA. RefSeq names its product complement factor B-like. The coding region runs from base 95 to 2419 and encodes 774 amino acids. NCBI's taxonomy places the organism in Eukaryota, Metazoa, Chordata, Cladistia, Polypteriformes, Polypteridae. Gene Ontology annotation, biological process: proteolysis; complement activation. The transcript has 19 exons. Gene Ontology annotation, molecular function: serine-type endopeptidase activity. Gene Ontology annotation, cellular component: extracellular region. The record is from RefSeq and is a predicted model, not a curated record.